Molecule: messenger RNA, 5242 nt
Organism: Erinaceus europaeus (western European hedgehog)
Lineage: Eukaryota; Metazoa; Chordata; Mammalia; Eulipotyphla; Erinaceidae
Gene: MYOM2
Product: myomesin 2
Exons: 37
Coding region: 429-4820 (1463 amino acids)
Molecular function (GO): protein binding
Source: RefSeq, a predicted model, not a curated record
GUAGGACAGCUGGUCUCUCAGCUCCAGCAGCACAACAGGCUCCACAAGGGCCACUUGUGUGCCAGAGGCUGGGGUUUUUGGAAAUAAGUCAUACAGUGUGUUAGAAAGUGAAAGGGGUGGGAGGAAAGUGAAGCGGGGUGAGAUGGCUUUAUCCUAUCCCCCAUCUUCUAGAUUAGGGACUGAAGGGCCACCCCCUUUCCUGGAAUAAGAAAAGUGCACUAUCUGACUCAUCACUCAGGCGGCUGAUUUAUGGUGUAGGUAUCAGUUUGGGAGGGGCAGGGCCUGGUCUAUAAAUAGCGCCCCCCCCAGCAUAAAUUGGAGGGACAGAGCUUUGGAGAGGGAGAAGUUCUCUGCUUCCUUGGAAGUCCCCCAGGCGAGGAAGCUGCUUUUCUGUCUUCUGCCACCUUCCCCUCUAGACCUUCAUCAACAUGUCCCUGGUUGCUGUCCCCUUCUACCAGAAAAGGCACAAGCACUUUGACCAGUCGUAUCGCAACAUCCAAGCACGCUACCUCCUGGAUGAAUACACAUCGAAAAAGAGGUCUUCAGCCCGGUCCUCCCAGCAGUCCUUUGCUCAGACUUCAUCAUCCAAGAGAGCAUCCAGCCAGAAGUCAACUGGAGGGACCACCUGCAGACUCUGUGCCAAGAGGGUGUCAGAGGAGGAGGAGGAACAUGCAGAGGGAAGGUACCGCUCAUCAACAGCGGCCUAUGGAGAGGCCAAGCGGCAGCGCUUCCUGGGAGAGCUGGCCCGGCUGGAGGACAGUGUCCACCUAGCACGCUUGCAGGCCCAGGACCAGCUGAGCAAGCAUGCCUUCCAAAGUGUGCAGCUGCAAGACAGGCAGGCCUGGCAGAGCUACACCCGGGAGGAGCGCAUGCGCAGGGCCCCAGAGAUCCUGGUGCGCCUGCGGUCCCAUACGGUCUGGGAAAAGAUGUCUGUGACACUGUGCUUCACUGUGCAAGGCUUCCCCACUCCCGUGGUGCAAUGGUAUAAAGAUGGCCAUUUGAUCUGCCAGGCGGGGGAGCCGGGGAAGUACCGCAUCGAGGGCAAGUAUGGAGUGCACACAUUGGAGAUCCACAGGGCUGACUUUGAUGACACUGCCACCUACUCAGCGGUGGCUACCAAUGCGCAUGGACAGGUGUCUACGCACGCCGCUGUGGUGGUGAGAAGGUACCGGGGGGAUGAUGAUCUGCUCCACUCCGUUGGAUUGCCCAUUGGAUUGCCCCUGUCCUCGGUGAUCCCAUACACCCACUUUGACGUCCAGUUCUUGGAGAAAUUCGGGGUGACCUUCCGAAGAGAAGGAGAGACACUUACUCUCAAGUGCACACUGCUGGUGACCCCUGACCUGAAGAGGGUGCAGCCACGGGCUGAGUGGUACCGAGACGAUGUGCUGGUGCAGGAGUCCAAAUGGACCAAGAUGUUCUUCGGAGAAGGCCAGGCUUCCCUGUCCUUUGGUCAUUUACACAAGGAUGACGAGGGCCUCUAUACCCUGAGGAUCGUGUCCAGGGGUGGUAUCAGUGAGCACAGUGCCUUCCUGUUUGUGCGAGAUGCGGACCCACUGGUAACAGGGGCCCCUGGAGCACCCAUGGACUUGCAGUGUCACGAUGCCAAUCAGGAUUACGUCAUUGUCACUUGGAAGCCACCCAACACGACCAUGGAGAGCCCUGUCAUGGGUUACUUCAUUGACCGGUGUGAGGUGGGGACCAACAACUGGGUGCAGUGCAAUGAUGCCCCAGUAAAGAUCUGCAAAUAUCCGGUGACUGGGCUGUGUGAGGGCCGAUCUUAUAUCUUCCGUGUGCGAGCUGUUAACUCCGCAGGGGUCAGUCGGCCCUCUCGGGUCUCUGAUGCAGUGGCUGCCCUUGACCCUGUUAACCUGAAAAGAUUACAAGCCUUCCACUUGGAGGGAGAUAAAGAAAUUGUUAUCUGUCAGGAUGACCUCGAAGGUGAAGUCCAGAUCCCAGGCCCUCCCACCAAUGUGCAUGCCUCAGAAAUCAGUAGAACAUAUGUGGUGCUCAGCUGGGAGCCACCUGUCCCCCGGGGCAAGGAACCGCUGAUGUAUUUCAUUGAGAAGUCCAUGGUCGGCAGCGGGAGCUGGCAGAGAGUCAACGCGCAGACAGCAGUGCGGUCCCCACGUUACGCAGUCUUUGACCUCUCUGAGGGGAAGCCGUACGUGUUCCGGGUUUUGUCAGCAAACAAACACGGCCUGAGUGACCCCUCAGAAAUCACACCUCCCAUCCAGGUGCAGGAUACCAUCGCGGUCCCUUCAGCCCCGGGCCGGGUGCUGGCCUCCCGGAACACCAAGUCGUCAGUGGUGGUUCAGUGGGACCGGCCGAAGCAUGAGGAAGCCCUGCUGGGCUACUACGUGGACUGCUGUGUGGCAGGGAGCAAUGUCUGGGAGCCCUGCAACCAUAAGCCCAUUGGCUACAACAGGUUUGUGGUGCAUGGCUUAACAACUGGAGAGCAGUACAUCUUCCGAGUAAAAGCUGUGAAUGCUGUUGGGGCAAGUGAGAAUUCGCAGGAAUCUGACAUCAUCAAAGUCCAGGCUGCCCUCACCGUGCCUUCCUACCCUUAUGGGAUCACGCUGUUGAAUUGUGAUGGCCACUCCAUGACCCUGGGCUGGAAGGUGCCUAAGUUCAGUGGCGGCUCAGCCAUCUUGGGUUACUACCUGGACAAGCGGGAAGCCUACCACACAAACUGGCAUGAGGUCAACUCCACGCCCAUCAAAGACAGGAUCUUCAAGGUGGAGGGCUUGACAGAAGGCUCACUGUACGAGUUCAAGAUUGCUGCCACCAACCUAGCCGGGAUUGGGGAUCCAUCAAAUCCCAGCGAGCUAUUCAAGUGUGAGGCCUGGACGGCUCCGGAGCCUGGUCCUGCGUACGACUUGACCUUCUGUGAGGUCAGGGAUUCCUCGCUGGUCCUGCUCUGGAAGCCCCCCGUGUACUCAGGCAGCAGCCCUGUGUGUGGUUACCUGGUGGACUACAAGGAAGAGGAAUCCGGAGAGUGGCUUACCGCCAAUGAGGCAACCACAGCCAAUCGUUACUUGAAGAUCUGUGACCUGCACCAAGGGAAGACCUACGUGUUUAGGGUGCGUGCGGUGAAUGCAAGUGGGGAGGGGAGGCCAUCGGACACGUCGGAACCGGUGCUGGUGGAGGCCAGGCCAGGGACCAAGGAGAUCAGUGCAGGUGUGGAUGAGGAGGGCAAUAUCUACUUGGCCUUUGAUUGCCCAGAGAUGACUGAUGCUUCCCAUUUCACCUGGUGCAAGGCCUAUGAGGAGCUGCCAGAGGAUGAGAAAUUCCAUGUGGAAACUGCGGGGGACCACUCCAAGCUGUACUUCCGGAAUCCAGAAAAAGGGGACCUGGGGACCUACUCUGUGUCUGUCAGUGACACAGAUGGCAUUUCUUCCAGCUUUGUCUUGGAUGAGGAAGAGCUUGAACGUCUGAUGGCACUGAGCAACGAAAUAAAAAAUCCCACAAUUCCUCUGAAAUCAGAAUUAGCUUAUGAGAUUUUUGAUAAGGGGCAGGUGCGCUUCUGGUUGCAGGCUGAGCACCUAUCACCCGAUGCCAACUUCCGGUUCAUUAUUAACGACAGAGAAGUCCCCAACAGCGAGACACACAGGAUUAAAUGUGACAAAUCAACUGGUAUUAUCGAGAUGGUCAUGGAUCGAUUCACGAUUGAGAACGAAGGAACUUACACGGUGCAGAUUCACGAUGGAAAAGCCAAAAAUCAAUCUUCCCUGGUUCUUAUUGGAGAUGCAUUCAAGGCUGUUCUGGAUGAGGCUGAAUUUCAAAGGAAAGAAUUUCUCCGGAAACAAGGUCCUCACUUUGCUGAGUAUUUGCACUGGGAUGUUACAGAAGAAUGUGAGGUCCGCCUUGUCUGCAAGGUUGCCAAUACUAAGAAAGAGACAGUUUUCAAGUGGCUAAAGGAUGAUGCUCUGUAUGAGACUGAGACACUGCCCAACCUGGAGAGGGGACUGUGUGAGCUGCUUAUCCCCAAGUUGUCAAAGAAGGACCAGGGAGAAUACAAAGCGACCUUAAAAGAUGACAGAGGUCAAGAUGUGUCUAUUUUGGAGAUAGCUGGCAAAGUGUAUGAUGAUAUGAUUUUGGCAAUGAGCAAAGUCUGUGGGGCCUCAGCUUCUCCCUUAAAACUCCUUUGCACCCCUGAGGGGAUACGGCUUCAGUGUGUGAUGAAGUAUUUCACUGAGGAGAUGAAGGUGAACUGGUACCACAAAGAUGCUAAGAUUGCAUCCAGCGAGCACAUGAGGAUUGGAGGAAGUGAGGAGAUGGCCUGGUUACAGAUCUGUGAACCCACGGAGAAGGACAAAGGAAAAUACACAUUUGAGAUUUUUGACGGCAAAGACAACCACCAGCAUUCACUCGACCUUUCUGGUCAAGCAUUUGAUGAAGCCUUUGCAGAAUUCCAGCAACUCAAGGCUGCUGCCUUUGCAGAGAAGAAUCGAGGCAAAGUGAUUGGUGGCUUACCUGAUGUAGUGACAAUCAUGGAAGGCAAGACAUUGAGCCUGAGCUGCACUGUAUUUGGAAACCCUGAUCCUGAGGUGGUGUGGUCCAAGAAUGACCGGGACAUUGAGAUGAGCGAGCACUUCUUUGUGAAGGUGGAGCAGGCCAAGAAUGCCAGCUUGACCAUCUCAGGCGUGAGAUCUGAGGACUCGGGCAAGUACAGCAUCAGCGUGAGGAACAAGUAUGGGGGUGAGAAGAUUGACUUCACUGUCAGCGUGUACAAACAUGGCGAGAAGAUCCCUGAUGUGGCAACGCCCCAGCAGGCUAAGCCCAAACUCAUCCCUGCUUCCACAUCCUCAGCUGCUGAGUGAUGGGCUCCCCUAAAGAUGGGCUCCCCAAAGGAUGGUGUCCAAGUCCUGUGCCUGAGCCCAGCACAAAUUGUGCAAUUUGAUGAGUGUGCACAUUAUCAUCAUGCUUGGCACUUUCAUUCUGACCUUAGAUUGCAUCCAGUUUAUGUCCCUCUAAGGGGAAAGCUAGCUGGCACCAGGUUAAGUGGUGUCUGUGUGCAGAUACUCACAGGAGCAUGGGUGGGCGAUGUUAACUCAGGUACCAUUGGCAUCAGCAUGUGAAGUUCAGAGAAAAGCCAUCCCCUUCUCUCACCCCUGCAUUUGUACUCCUUAGUGGUGGCAAGAUCCUGAAGCUCUGAAAAUGGAGUUGUGGGGAUUCUGAUACAUGUCUCACCUGGUAAUGCUAUUUCCUCUGGCUUUAGAAAAAUAAAAAACUUUAAAGGUAA